Messenger RNA from Pyricularia grisea, 234 nucleotides. RefSeq lists its product as uncharacterized. Bases 1 to 234 code for a protein of 77 amino acids. The transcript has 2 exons. Lineage: Eukaryota; Fungi; Ascomycota; Sordariomycetes; Magnaporthales; Pyriculariaceae. The record is from RefSeq and is a predicted model, not a curated record.
AUGUACAGGCUAGACUGCUUUUAUCCUGAAGAGGAGAACCCUGGCACCGUGGGUCAAUAUGGCCAAAUCGGAUUCCCGCCAAUGACGGUGCCAAGAUCCACUAUUUUGCCUCCCGAUUUGGUUAUACAUGAUCGGGAAACAAGAUCCGAGACGGAAAUGGCAGACAUAAUAUUCCGUCGAAUGUCGUGUCUGGAUUUCGAGCUUCCACUUCCAACUUCACCUCAACCCUUCUAG